Messenger RNA from Anopheles coustani, 7161 nucleotides. RefSeq names its product fatty acid synthase (gene FASN3). The transcript has 5 exons. Bases 1 to 7161 code for a protein of 2386 amino acids. NCBI's taxonomy places the organism in Eukaryota, Metazoa, Arthropoda, Insecta, Diptera, Culicidae. The record is from RefSeq and is a predicted model, not a curated record. Gene Ontology annotation, molecular function: 3-oxoacyl-[acyl-carrier-protein] synthase activity; fatty acid synthase activity; oxidoreductase activity. Gene Ontology annotation, biological process: fatty acid biosynthetic process.
AUGGAGUCAAAGGAUACCGAUGCCCUUGCAUUCCGGGCGAAGCCACCUUGCCCGGGCGAUGAAAUUGUGGUAUCCGGUAUUGCUGGCCGUUUCCCGAACUCCAACAGCGUCAAGGAGUACGGCCACAAUCUCUUCAACAAGAUUGACAUGGUGGAUGAUCUCGAGACCCGCUGGAGACACAGCAAUGUUGAGAUUCCGCGCCGAAUGGGCAAGGUGAACAAUCUCGAGAAGUUCGAUGCGACUUUCUUUGGAGUACACUUCAAGCAGGCGCACACGAUGGAUCCGCAGUGUCGCAUUCUGGUUGAGCAUGCGUAUGAGGCGGCCAUCGAUGCCGGUGUCAAUCCGAAAUCUCUGCGUGGUUCCCGUACCGGUGUGUUCGUCGGAGCCUGCUUUGCCGAGUCGGAGAAAACGUGGUUCUACGAGAAAAUUUCUUCCGGUGGCUUUGGAAUCACGGGUUGCUCGCGUGCCAUGAUGGCGAAUCGUAUCUCGUACACGAUGGGGCUGAAUGGGCCUUCCUUUCUGCUCGAUACGGCGUGCAGUAGCUCGAUGUAUGCACUCGAUUGUGCGUUUAACGCCAUCCGUAACGGAGAGUGCGAUGCGGCCAUUGUUGGGGGUUCGAAUCUCCUGCUCCAUCCGUACGUAACGCUACAGUUCGCUCGUCUGGGUGUCUUGGCUGCCGAUGGCUACUGCCGACCGUUCGAUAAGGACGCUUCGGGAUACACCCGAUCGGAGGCGGUUUGCGUGAUGUAUUUGCAGAAGGCGAAAGACGCCAAGCGUGUGUACGCCAACGUGGUCUACUCCAAGACGAAUUGCGAUGGGUUCAAGGAGGAAGGUAUCACCUAUCCGUCGGGAGUGAUGCAGCGGAAACUGCUGUCGGAGUUCUAUUCCGAAAUUCAGGUCGAUCCUUCGACAGUAGACUACGUUGAGGCACACAGCACGGGUACGGUCGUCGGGGAUCCCGAGGAGUGCGCCGGAUUGGACAAGAUCUUUUGCAGCGGACGUAAGAAACCGCUUCCGGUUGGUUCGGUCAAGUCCAACAUUGGUCACUCGGAGUCGAGUUCGGGCAUCUGCUCGGUGAUCAAGUGUAUUCUGGCCCUGGAGAAUAAGCUCAUUCCACCGAAUAUUAAUUUCAAAGAAAUUCGCCGCGAUAUUCCAUCACUUGUUGAGGGUCGCCUGCAGGUGGUUUCGGAAACUCAGCCCCUUGAUGGACCUCUGAUUGCCGUGAACUCGUUCGGCUUCGGUGGUGCCAACGCACAUGCCCUCCUCUACGGUAACACGAAGGAAAAGGUAAACCAUGGACUCCCCACGGACAAUUUGCCGCGUCUGAUCACCUGGUCGGGGCGUACGGAGGAAGCCAUCGAUGCGGUCCUCACCGAUAUGAGCAACCGCCACCUGGAUGCGGAGUAUGUCGCACUACUGCACAACGUGCAGAGCGAAUCCAUCCCUGGAAACGUGUUCCGUGGCUACGGAUUGUACGCCAAAGACGGUACAGAGAAUGCGAUAUGUCUUGGCCGAGACACUCAGCACUAUACCGGUCUUAAGCGCCCUCUUGUUUGGGUCUUCAGUGGUAUGGGCUCCCAGUGGACCGAGAUGGGCACUUCGCUGCUGGAGAUCCCGGUGUUCCGUCAGGCAAUCGAACACUGCCACCGAGUGUUGGAACCGCGUGGCCUUAAUCUGCUCGAGAUCCUCACGUCGAAGAACUGCAAGUACGAUAACAUCCUACACUCGUUCGUCGGCAUUGCCGCGGUACAGAUUGGUAUCGUGGACGUCCUACGAUCACUCGAUCUUGAGCCCGACUUUGUGAUCGGUCACUCUGUCGGUGAGUUGGGUUGUGCGUAUGCCGACCGUUGCUUCACCGCCGAGCAAAUGAUCCUGUCGGCGUACUCGCGCGGUAUGGCCAGCUUGGAGACGAAGACCGUCUACGGUUCGAUGGCAGCCGUUGGGCUUGGAUUCCGCAAGAUUCGUACGAUGCUACCACCGGGAAUUGAGGUCGCCUGCCACAACGGACCAGACUCGUGUACUAUUUCGGGUCCGAAGGAAAACGUGGAAGCGUUCGUAGCGCAGCUGACUGAGAAGGGUAUCUUCGCGAAGGAGGUACCUUGCUCGAACAUUCCCUACCAUAGUAAGUACAUUGCCGAGAUGGGACCAAGGCUGCUGGCACGGUUGAAUGAGGUCAUCCCUGAACCGAAAAAACGUUCACCUAAGUGGUUGAGCUCGUCCGUCCCGAAGAUUCGCUGGGAUCAACCGGAAAGCCAAUACUCGUCGGCACACUAUCACACGAACAAUUUGCUCAGCUCGGUUCUGUUUGAGGAAACUUCCGCGCUUCUGCCAAACAAUGCGCUGACGAUCGAAAUCGCUCCCCAUGGGCUGCUGCAGGCCAUUCUAAAGAAGUCGAUGCCCAACGCUAUCCACAUCGGAUUGACCAAGCGUGGCAACAAGGACAAUGUCCAGUACAUGUUCAACGCUCUUGGAAAAUUGUACAUCAACGGUUUGGACAUUCCCGUGGCACGCCUCUAUCCGGCGGUUGAGUUCCCCGUCUCGCGUGGUACACCGAUGGUCUCGCAUCUCAUUCGCUGGGACCACUCAGAAGAUUGGUUUGUGACCAAGUUCGAGAUGCAAAAGUCCACCAAGAGUGGCGAACGGCGGGUUAAGAUCAAGCUGAACGACGAGGACUACAGCUACAUCGCCGGCCACGUGAUCGAUGGGCGUGUGCUGUUCCCGGCCACGGCCUACCUGCACCUGGCCUGGGAAACGCUAGCCAUGGUGAAGGGUCCAAUGUACUUCGAUCUGGAGGUCGAAUUUGAGGACGUAAAGUUCUUGCGUGCCACCUCGAUAACGAAGGAUCAGGAGAUCGAGUUCACCGUUAUGCUGCAACCGGGUACGGGUCGGUUCGAAAUCACCGAGGGUACGGCGGCCGUCGUGACGGGGUAUGUGCGCCACGUGGAGAACAUUACGCUGUCGGAGAUUCCAGAUCCACCGGCAAACGAUAUGCCGGUGCUGGAAACCAGAGACUUCUACAAGGAGCUACGUCUUCGCGGGUAUCACUAUAGCGGUGCGUUCCGGUCGGUGCUGGAGGCCCGCUCGGACAGUGCCUGUGGAAAGAUCAACUGGGAGCUUAACUGGGUCUCGUUCCUCGACUGUCUGCUGCAGUGCUGCAUCAUCGGAAAGGACACACGUUCCCUGAUGAUUCCGACGUGCAUCGAAAAGAUGCGUAUCGAUCCGAAGAUGCAUCUAGCUAUCGCCAAUACGAUGGAGGAAGGAAGUCAAGUGUUUGAAUUCAAAAAUUCCAAGAUCCUGAACACCAUCCGCUGCGGUGGAAUCGAAAUUAUUGGCCUGCAGGCAAGUACCGUGGCGCGCCGCAAGCCACCGGGCAUUCCGGUGCUCGAGUCGUACCAGUUCAUCUCUCAUCUUCCCGCACCGACGCUUUCGAAGGCGGACGCGGUAAGGGUGUGCGUACAACUUGCACUGGAAAACAUUCCCGUACCAAAGGUUAAGGUGGUGGAGGUGGACUUCAACAACAGCGUCCCGAUUACGCCACUCUUUGCCGACGCACUGGGUGAUCUGCCUCUUGUGACGGCUGACUUGAUGUUCCUCAGCAAACAAACACUCUCGCUCGGUGGCGUCCAUGUGGAGGACGGUAAGCUUUCGACGCAAACGAACUCCCUCUUCCUCAUCUCGACCAAUUGCCUCGGGCGACCUGAGUUUAUCGAAGAAUCCGUCGGUAGCCUGCACGAAAGUGGAUAUGUUUUGAGCCGGGAAGCGGCCAACUUAGUGGUGGACAGUAUUGUCCCCCCGGCCGGUUUCCAACUGCUUGCCGUCUUCCCCGUUCCCGAGCACGAGACCUUCGUCCUACUGCAACGCAUCAAGCGCAAGUUUAUGGCCGUACCGUCGAUCGUUCGGAUUCCUCCGAUUGACGAUCAGUACCAGUGGAUCGCGACGCUAAAGGAGGCGAUCAAGUCCGGACCGGUGAUUGCCGUGUCGCAGGGUAAUCCCAACUCCGGUAUCGUCGGACUUAUUAACUGUAUCCGCAAAGAGCCAGACGGUGGCAUGGUAAGCUGCGUGUUUGUCGAUGAUCCAACGGCACCACCAUUCGACUUGGACCAUCCUGUCUUCAAGAGCCAGCUACGACUCGGUCUUGCCAUUAAUGUGUACCGUAAAGGACGUUGGGGAAGCUUCCGACAUUUGCAACUGAUCCAGGAGAUCGAAUCGAAGCCAAGGCGUAACCAUUGCUAUGCCAACGCUCUGGUCAAGGGUGACCUGUCCUCGAUGACAUGGCUUAGCGGACCAUUCAAUCAUGGGCGACCGAAGGGUGAGCUGGUGAAGGUGGUCUACAGUGCGCUCAACUUCCGCGAUGUCAUGUUCGCGACCGGUAAACUGACGUCGGACUUUGCCAACCUUUCGCGUGUCGAGCAGCAGUGCGAACUAGGUUUCGAGUAUUCCGGCAUCAGCGAGACGGGACGCCGGGUCAUGGGCAUGGUUACGACAGGAGCGAUGGCUACGCACGUGCAGUGUGACGACACCCUUACCUGGACCAUCCCGGAGAAGUGGACCCUGGAAGAGGCCGCCACCGUACCGGUGGUGUACACAACCGUUUACUGUGCGCUAUUCAUUACCGCACACAUUCAGAAGGGUCAGUCGAUCCUUAUCCACGCCGGAAGUGGUGGCAUUGGCCUUGCUGCCAUCCGAGUCUGCCUAGCGUACGGGCUGGACGUGUUCACCACGGUGGGUACGGACGCGAAACGUGACUUCCUGCUGCAAACCUUCCCGCAGCUGAAGGCGGACAACAUUGGCAACUCGCGUGACACAUCCUUCGAGCGUAUGAUUAUGCUGCGCACAAACGGCCAAGGUGUGGAUUAUGUGCUGAACUCGCUUGCGGACGACAAACUACAAGCAUCCGUACGUUGCCUCGGAAAGUAUGGCAAGUUCCUGGAGAUUGGAAAGUAUGAUAUGGCGAACGAUUCCAAGCUCGGAUUGAAUCGGUUCCUGCGUGCCCUCUCGUUCACGGCAGUGUUGGUCGAUUUCCUCUUCACUGCACCACCGGAGGAAAAAAUGGUGCUACACAACAUGCUCGAUAAGGACAUGAAAAACGGUAUCAUUGUACCACUGAAAACGAACGUUUUCUCGGCGGGUGAAAUUGAACAGGCCUUCCGUUAUCUGGCCAGUGGUAAACACGUCGGAAAGGUGCUGCUCAAGAUACGCGAGUCACCAAGCGAUGAGGACUCACUUCCACUGAGCUACCUACCGAGGGUUUACUGCAACCCGGAUCGGUCGUAUGUCAUCGCCGGAGGUCUGGGAGGAUUUGGUCUCGAGUUAGCCGAUUGGCUGGUUCUUCGCGGUUGCCGCAAGGUGGUGGUCAGUUCCAGCCGGGGUCUCUCAAAGCCAUACCAACUGUACCGCAUUAAGAUUUGGGAAACCUAUGGUGUAAAGGUGGUCAUCAGUACGGACGAUAUUACCAGCCGUGCCGGUUGUGAGGCACUGAUCGGCGCUGCCAACAAACUUGGUCCCGUCGGAGGUAUCUUCAACUUGGCCGUUCAGCUACGCGAUGGUAUCUUCGAGAACCAAUCGGUGGAACGCUUCCGGGAAUGUAUGGCGCCGAAGGCGUACGCUACCCAAUACCUCGAUGAAGUGAGCCGCCGCGUUUGCCCUCAGCUGGAAUUCUUCGUGAUCUUCUCGAGCGUUUCUUGCGGACGUGGUAAUGCCGGCCAGAGUAACUACGGUAUGGCUAACUCGGUGAUGGAGCGCAUCAUCGAACGUCGCUGGGCCGAUGGACUUCCGGCGAAGGCUAUCCAGUGGGGUGCCGUCGGAGAGGUAGGACUCGUAGCGGAUAUGCAGGAAGACAAGCUGGACAUGGAAAUUGGUGGCACGCUGCAGCAGCGUAUUACCUCGUGCUUGCAAGAGCUGGACCCACUGCUUACUACGCCAGAACCGAUCGUGGCCAGCAUGGUGGUGGCGGAAAAGCGUGUCCGCACCAGUGGCAAGGAGAACAUCAUCGAAUCGGUGAUGAACAUCAUGAGCAUCAGGGACAUCAAGUCGAUCUCGAUGGACACGACCCUUUCGGAGUUGGGUAUGGAUUCACUCAUGGCGGUCGAAAUCAAACAAACGCUCGAACGCGAGUAUGAGCUCUUCCUGACACCGCAGGAUCUUCGUUCGCUCACUUUUAUGAAGCUGCAGGAGUUGACCGAAGCAAAGGCGGCCGCUGAUGAGAACGUGAAGCUGAAGCUUGCCAACGAGAAAACGCCAACCGGUGUUGCGAUGUUGCUGCGUAACUUGGGCGACGAGUUCAACAGCCAGCAUACGAUCCUCCGUUUGCAGUCGGAGAACGAUUCGAAGAAGUACAACGCGUGCGUUUUGUUCACGCCCGGCAUUGAAGGUGUAGCUGGUAACGCAUGGCACAAUAUUGCGGCCCAACUUUCGUUGCCCACGUUCAUCACACAGCUUACGCACACAAUCGACAUGACCACGGUGGAAGAGAUCGGUCGUUUCCUAGCACCGGAACUGAUCGAGAACAUCUUCAAGGGCACGGAACACUUCUACCUGGUGGGAUAUUCAUUCGGUGCCUUUAUUACGCUGGAAUUGGCCCGUAUCCUAGAGGAGACGGGCAUGCGUGGUCAAAUCCUGCUCAUCGACGGUGCACCAAAGUUCCUCCGUAAGCUGGCCAUCGAUCAGAUGACGGAAAAUUAUACCGACGACAGCAUACAGGUGGUGCUGACCUCGGGCAUCGUUAACACGAUCUUCCCGGAGGAAAAUACCGACGUGCUGCCACUGCUCGCCUCCUGCACCACGUUCGAUCAGCGCAUCGAUAAGCUGCUCGAGCUGUCCAAGGACCAAAACCUCUACUCGGAGGCGUACCUGCGCAUGAUGCCAAAGGCCCUGUUUAACCGCAUCAAGAUCGCCCUGGAAACCGACAUCGACAAUCCGAAACCCGUGCAAUCGCCCAUCCUGCUAGUGCGCCCGACCGAGGUGUCGGUGGUGGACAUCGAGGAGGACUACGAUCUAUCUCGGUACACCGAGGGUAAUGUGAGCCUGAAGUUUGUCGAGGGCAACCACAUCACCAUGCUGGACAACCCGAAGCUGGUUCAAAUCAUUACCGAUUCGGACCCGGUGCUGGAAUCGGAUCGAUGCUUCCAGAAGUACCUGCAAAGCAAUUCCGUGGCAGAGUAA